AUGUCCAAGAAACUUGAUCAGGUUCACUUUUCGUCCACCGUUAAACUUAAUGUUGGAGGCCAGCACUUUACCACGAGCGUGCAAACUCUGACAAAGGAUCGCAACUCGAUGCUGGCUGCCAUGUUUUCAGGAAGGUUCGACAUGAAGCCAUCUGAAGACGGUUCGUUCUUUAUCGACCGAGAUGGAACUCACUUCCGCUUUAUCCUGAACUUUCUCCGCACAGGAAAACUAACUUUGCCUGAAGGAGCUACAUUUACCAAGGAACUUGAGGAAGAAGCAGAAUUUUAUCAAAUUCAAGGAUUCAUCGACGCGUUGAGGUCUGCCAAAUUAACAGUUAAAGUAGGUACGCCAGACGAGCCUUUCAGAGAGUCGACCAUUUUGAUGAAUGUAGAGCAUCGGAAAAUUUUGAAAGGUUGGUUACCUGAGGCCAUGGCAGGCGAAUGGCGUUUGCUGUUCCAAGCGUCACGAGAUGGCUUUGCCGCUUCAGCGUUUCAUUCUAAGUGCGACAACAAAGGGCCUACAGUCACUGUUGUGCAAAGCGGUGCAAACAUAUUUGGAGGUUUCACUGAGAAGUCGUGGACAAAUCAUGCAGGACGUAAGUUUUGAUCAUCAUUUAUACGUCGAAAAUAUACCCGAAUGAGCUUCCUGACGCCUCCCAUGCUUUAUUUAUCAUUAUCCUGUAAGAUUUUGCGAUGAUCUCCCAUGACUCCCCUGAUCUCGUCUUGCGAAAACAACUAAUAUAGCAACAGGCAGGUGGGAGUGCAGCCAAGAAUUAGUAGCCAAAGACUUGAUUCAAAAAGGCGAGCGGAACAAAACGAUAGUGCAAAAAAGUCCCAUGAGAAAGGGAGUAUUACAAACUUUCAGUCCAAUGCACCAGAAAAUAAAAAACAGAAAAACUUAAAGACCAGAUUUCACAGUCACGGUCCUCUACUUCUCCCAACUAAGGACUAGCCUGAAUUUCAGACAUUCCUUCGUUGAUACUCCUCUCAGCAACUGAAAGGAGUGUGCGAGUGGAAGGAAUCGGUCUGAAACUCAGGCCGUAACUACGGGCUUCUUAGGUUAAACUUGCUGCCUACAGAUUGAUGAACAGGACAUGAUAGACGGGUUGAAUGCCACAUGGUCGGCAGGAGUACUGUGAACUCGUACCCAGAUCUCCCAAACUUGCAAACAGAUUAAGCAAACAGACGCCAUAUAGGUCUUUGUACAUUACUAACCGUAAUUUCUCGAUUAAAGGCCGGGUCGAAACUGCCGAUUUUUCAAUGAACGCCGGGGGCGUUUAUGGAGUCCCCCCCCCCCGCGUUUGAUCAAGAUCCCGGCGCUUAAUUGCGGUCGAGGUCAUAAGGCCCGGUUACAACUUUUUUUACUCUUUUAAUAAACGUUCAAAGGAAAAAUACCAGCGUGUUAAACAUAACUAGGGUGGAUGCUGUACAACAAAAUGUAUGGUACCAUAACCUGAGUCCAGCAAACACUAACGUUAGUUUUAUCUGAUCAUUUAUAGGUUAUGUAAAGUGUUGCCAAGCUUUCUUAUUUAGCUUGGUGAAUCCGAGUGCCUUGGGUGCAACCAAAAUGUCGCUAAUCGCUGGGGAGGAAGAGAUUGGCAUCAUUUGUAAUGGCAGCUAUGGACCAACGUUUGGCGGUGGGCAGGACCUAUUUAUAUCAAAUAAUGCAAACACAAGUCAUAGUGGCAGCAGUCUCGGCACCACCUAUCAGCUCCCACCAGGACAACAGAACACGUUCUUCACGGGUGCCACAUUUUUCACUGUUACAGAUUACGAGGUGUUUGGACUCCAGCAGUGA
Porites evermanni is the source of this 1797-nucleotide messenger RNA. The record is from the annotation of a GenBank genome assembly. Lineage: Eukaryota; Metazoa; Cnidaria; Anthozoa; Scleractinia; Poritidae.